AGGAACGGCCAUCCUUUCUCUGGCAUUAGAUAACACUCUCCUCCCCUCCCUCCGUUUCCCAUUUGCGAAACCCUCUGUCUCUACACGCACACUCUCUCUCUACUCUCAAGUUAGUAUCUUCCAUGGCGAUUACGGCCUCAGCUCCGUCCAAAUUGGUGUACCCGCCCUCCUCCUCGGCCGCCGCCGCACUGUCUAAGCCCUCCACCGCCGCCACAUCCGCUGUUUUCCGCGCCAAGCUGAACCCCGCCCACACGCACCUCUCCUCCUCCUUCCUUAACCCCUUCACCGUCACCACCACCAGGAGCAAUGUCACGGUCAGCACCUCCCGAGGCCGUGCCCUAACCGUUCGUGCUGCGCGCGGGAAGUUCGAGAGGAAGAAGCCGCACGUCAACAUCGGCACCAUUGGACACGUCGACCAUGGGAAGACCACCCUCACGGCGGCGCUCACCAUGGCCCUGGCCUCCAUGGGAAACAGCGCCCCUAAGAAGUACGAUGAAAUCGACGCUGCUCCUGAAGAGCGCGCUAGAGGUAUUACAAUCAAUACUGCCACUGUUGAGUAUGAGACUGAGAAUCGUCACUAUGCCCACGUGGACUGCCCGGGUCACGCUGACUAUGUGAAGAACAUGAUCACUGGAGCUGCCCAAAUGGAUGGUGCCAUUCUUGUUGUUUCGGGUGCAGACGGCCCUAUGCCCCAGACGAAGGAGCACAUACUGUUGGCUAAGCAAGUCGGUGUUCCCAACAUGGUCGUUUUCCUCAACAAACAGGACCAAGUUGAUGACGAGGAGCUUCUGCAGCUUGUAGAAUUGGAGGUCAGGGAGUUGCUUUCCUCGUAUGAAUUUCCUGGUGAUGAUGUUCCCAUUAUUUCGGGUUCUGCUCUUUUAGCUUUGGAGGCUUUGAUGGGUAAUCCCAACAUCAAACGCGGGGAGAACCAGUGGGUAGACAAGAUUUACGAACUCAUGGAUGCUGUUGACAGUUACAUUCCCAUUCCACAAAGACAAACUGACCUUCCGUUCUUGCUCGCCAUUGAAGAUGUGUUCUCUAUUACUGGUCGUGGUACUGUGGCCACGGGCCGUGUGGAGAGGGGUACAAUUAAAGUUGGAGAUACCGUGGACAUUGUGGGUUUGAAAGAAACUAGAAGCACAACUGUCACCGGAGUGGAAAUGUUCCAAAAAAUUCUUGAUGAUGCGAUGGCCGGGGAUAAUGUGGGGCUUUUGCUUAGAGGUAUUCAAAAGGCCGAUAUUCAAAGAGGGAUGGUUUUGGCAAAGCCUGGAACAAUUACUCCACACACUAAAUUCGUUGCUAUUGUGUAUGUACUGAAGAAGGAAGAGGGAGGUAGGCAUUCCCCGUUCUUUGCUGGGUAUCGUCCCCAGUUUUACAUGAGAACUACUGAUGUCACUGGGAGAGUGGCUUCAAUCAUGAAUGAUAAGGAUGAGGAGUCCAAGAUGGUUAUGCCCGGUGAUCGUGUUAAGAUGGUGGUUGAGCUCAUUAUGCCCGUGGCUUGUGAGCAGGGAAUGAGGUUUGCUAUCCGGGAAGGAGGGAAGACUGUGGGAGCUGGUGUUAUUCAAUCCAUAAUUGAGUGAUAUGAUGAAGGGAUUUGGCCUCUGCUGCAGUUAUUCAGUGGUUUUGACCAUUGUAUCCUCAACUUCAUGCUGUCAGUUUCCCAAGCUUUGGCAAUCCUGCUGAGAUUUAAUGUCAAAUAGCGCGCAAUUUUUCCCUUUCCAUCUGGUUGGUGAUGAUCAGUAGUGUAGUUGGACUAUAUUUCUAAUAUUUUACCUCAAGUGUUUUAUCUUUUUCUUUAGUCAUUCAGCUGCCUCUAUC
Punica granatum (pomegranate) is the source of this 1818-nucleotide messenger RNA. The record is from RefSeq and is a predicted model, not a curated record. NCBI's taxonomy places the organism in Eukaryota, Viridiplantae, Streptophyta, Magnoliopsida, Myrtales, Lythraceae.